AGUUGAAGUGUGAGGAUGGGGGGACUAUAGUUUGAGGAUAUCAAGGCUUUACAACCUGGGGACGAAAUGACACCUUUCGAUUCAUCCGUGCUUAUGAGUCGAUUCUUUUGAACGAGUCGUUUAAAAAGAUCGACUUGUUUGUGAAUCGCGACCGGAUUGUACAGUGAGGAGGACAGCAGAGAGGAGGAGGGCUGCGAUACACUGGGCAAACAGCAUUUCUUCACGCCUUUCACAAUGAUGAGGAUUGUCUUGCUGCCGUGUUUAUGGGGUCUUCUCUCCCUCUCGCUUGCUCAACUGACAGACACAGAGGAAGGUGGAGCUGAGGAGGAGGUCGUCGAGCUCUUCACUACACCUCGCACUAAACUUGGUGCUGCAACCUCAGACUUUGGCUACAACCUGUUUCGUACGCUAGCUGCCCGCGAUCCCAAGGCCAGUGUCCUCCUGUCUCCCAUAAGUAUCUCAGCUGCCUUCACACAACUCUCCCUGGGAGCAUCUGAGCACACAGUGAAGCAGCUACAUCGGGUCCUGCGCUACCACAACCUUAAUAACCCGCAGCUCCAUGACACUCUAAGAGACCUGCUGGCAUACCUCCAAGCCCCUGCUAAGGGCUUUAACUCUGUAGGGCACCUCCUCAUAGGAAAGAGACUACGCCCUAAUGUGCAGUACCUCACCAGCGUACAGAAACAGUAUGGGGAACGACCUCAAGUUGUCAUGGGUGGAGCUCGAGAAAUCAAGCGUAUAAAUGAUUGGUUCAAAAAGAAAACUGCUGGGAAAGUGAAUAAUGUCCUUGGAGCUGCUCUCCCACGUACUCCAACAGUGGCGCCUGUGGGAGCAGCCUACUUCAAAGGAAAGUGGAUAACCAGGUUCAGCCAGACUGGUAAGAAGGAGGAGUUCCAGUUGGAUGGAGAGGCCCCAGUUAGCAUUGCCGUGAUCAAGCAGGAUCAUUACCCAGUCAAAUUGGGCAUUGACUCGGACCUUAGUUGCACGAUAGCACAAGUUCCCAUGGAGGAUGGAGUCAGCAUAUACUUUUUCCUGCCAGAUGACGUGACUAAGAACUUGACUCUGAUUGAGGAGGCGCUGACAGCAGAGUUUGUGCAGGACCUGGCCAACACUCUCCACUCGGUACAAGUUCAGCUCACACUCCCUGUACUCAAACUGGGAUACAGCACCGACCUCUUCAGUCCCCUCUCGGACAUAGGCUUAUCCGAUUGGCUGAAUGCUCCAGGGCUAACCAAAAUCACAGCUUCGGCAGUGAAGCUGUCCACGGUCCGUCACAAAGUUGCCAUUGAGACAGCGCCAGAGGGCAGUCAGUAUCCCAGCACCACCCUGCCUCAAAAUGGCCAAUCGCUGGCCUUUUCUUACAACGUGAACCGUCCCUUCAUCUUCUUGAUUCGUGACGAGCCAUCAGGCGCGCUUCUGUUCAUCGGAAAGGUACUCAACCCUAGUGACCUGGCGAGUGUAUGAAAGCAGCGUACAUGCAUGCACACAGCUCUAUAAUGAUAUGCGUCAGUAUAUCACAGAGCUACAAGCUUCUAUACUAACAUCAGGCUCAGGAUUGAAAUUUUUCAAAGCUCCCAGUAUGAUUAGUACAGUCCACUUCCAUGUUUUAACACACUCAUAGUGCAUGAAUAGCCAGAAGUUUCGAGCAAAGCUUACUCCACAAACACACAUGCAUAAUAAAUGAACAUUCUCCUCUUAUGAAAACAGUCUAAUUUCAUGUCUUUAUAUUUAAAUUAAAAGGCAUGUAUACGCACAAAUUCCCAGAGAUUCAAUCUUCAGAUUAUCUUUAUUAGCAAGUUAUGAGGCAAAAAUUAGUGGAUUUGUUUAAUUCGUUCUGUGUCAUAUAUGUCAUAUACACAUUAAGCUGCAUAAUACUUCAACGCUCAUGGAUCACUAUGCUCUUUUGUUGGCAAAAAAGCCAUGUUGGCAAAUCCCAUACAUCCUCAGAACCCAAAUAAUAAAAUCUCAAACAUACCAGAUUAACAGUGCAUUUAAAUGGUAGUUUCUAGAUAAGAACUAUUUGGAUUCUGCAUUUGAGUGCCUUGUUGAUUAUUUUCAGCUAAAUGUAAUGCAUGCAUGACUCCUUUUUAGCAUUUGGCCAAUAUUCUGUUUGUAUAUUUACCAAGAGAAAUCAUCAGAAUUUGUAUAUUAAGAUCAAUAAAAAAAUGACAAACCA
Messenger RNA from Neoarius graeffei (lesser salmon catfish), 2176 nucleotides. It is a transcript of the gene serpinf1, whose product is annotated as serpin peptidase inhibitor, clade F (alpha-2 antiplasmin, pigment epithelium derived factor), member 1. The transcript is spliced from 8 exons. Gene Ontology annotation, biological process: negative regulation of endopeptidase activity; negative regulation of angiogenesis. Lineage: Eukaryota; Metazoa; Chordata; Actinopteri; Siluriformes; Ariidae. Gene Ontology annotation, molecular function: serine-type endopeptidase inhibitor activity. The record is from RefSeq and is a predicted model, not a curated record. The coding region runs from base 235 to 1464 and encodes 409 amino acids.